Suillus clintonianus is the source of this 406-nucleotide messenger RNA. RefSeq lists its product as uncharacterized. Bases 95 to 340 code for a protein of 81 amino acids. The transcript is spliced from 6 exons. The record is from RefSeq and is a predicted model, not a curated record. NCBI's taxonomy places the organism in Eukaryota, Fungi, Basidiomycota, Agaricomycetes, Boletales, Suillaceae.
UACCGUCUGCCUGCACCAAUUUAACUUGUCAGUCUCCGAACCAUGUUGGAUCCCUGGCAUCUCCGGAUAUCUGGAUACGAAGUCAAGCUCCAGAAUGUAUGGAGCGUUUGGAUUGCUAGCCGCCGCCGAGUUACACAUAUUGUUGCUUCUGUUGUAUCGCACCCUCAAAGGUCAGGGUGGCUGGGGGAUCGAAAACCGCCUCAUGCGUAAUCUCAUGCAAGAUAAUUUGCUAUACUGUGGUUGCGGCUGUGCUUUUUCUCUCAGUAUAAUCUUCGCCACAAUGUUUUUUCUGUUGCACACAUGCUUGCAGAGUGUGGGGUUGUUGUUCAAGCCCUCUUAGUCACGCGAAUGCACAGGGACUUCUGGACAUCGGACCGUGCUUCGUGCGGCAUCAACACAGAUGCCU